Molecule: messenger RNA, 1957 nt
Organism: Cajanus cajan (pigeon pea)
Lineage: Eukaryota; Viridiplantae; Streptophyta; Magnoliopsida; Fabales; Fabaceae
Source: RefSeq, a predicted model, not a curated record
AUGCUUUGCUGCUUGGCAGAGCAAACAUCAACAUUGAUAGUAGAUGGUGCUAAAGGGUCUGGGAGAAAAAUUCCAGAUACUUUCUUCGGAGCAUUUUUUGAAGCAAUUAAGUUAAGAAUUUUAUUGCAGGAGAUCAAUCAUGCAGGGGCUGGAGGAAUCUGGGCCGAGCUAGUGAGGAACAGAGGUUUUGAAGCUGGAGGCCCGAAUGUUCCCUCAAAUAUUAGUCCUUGGACAAUUAUUGGAGAUGAUACAAACAUUCUGGUCUCAACUGAUCGAAGCUCUUGCUUUGAGCGAAACAAAGUUGCAGUACGUUUGGAUGUUUUCUGUGAUGGACCCAAAUCUUGCCCACAUGGAGGUGUUGGCAUCUCCAACCCUGGUUACUGGGGCAUGAAUAUUGAGAAAGCGCAGAAAUAUAGAGUAAUCUUCUAUGUCAAAGCACAGGGUCCAAUGGAUCUAAACGUUUCAUUUGUUGGAUCGGAGAAUGGUCAAGAGUUGGCUUCUAAAAUGUUUAGAGUUUCUGGAAGACCUCAUAUUUCAAAGUGGACCAAGAUGGAGACUAUAUUGGAAGGAAAGGCUACAAAUCAUAAUGCGAGUCUUCAAAUAACAACAACCACUAAAGGAGUUGUAUGGUUGGACCAAGUGUCAGCUAUGCCCUUAGACACAUAUAAGGGUCAUGGUUUCCGAAAGGACCUUUUUCAAAUGGUAGCAGAUUUGAAGCCAAAAUUUUUCAGAUUCCCCGGUGGGUGUUACAUUGAAGGAGAUUAUCUAAGAAAUGCAUUUAGGUGGAAAAACAGUGUUGGACCAUGGGAGGAGAGACCAGGACACUUUGGAGAUAUGUGGAAUUAUUGGACUGAUGAUGGUUUUGGUUAUUUUGAGGGCCUCCAGUUGGCUGAGGAUCUUGGUGCAUUCCCCGUCUGGGUGUUUAACAAUGGUAUCAGCCAUCAUGACGAAGUUACUACAGCUGCCAUUGCGCCUUUUGUGCAAGAAGCUCUAGACGGCCUUGAGUUUGCAAGAGGUUCUCCCAAAUCAAAAUGGGGAUCACUUAGGGCUUCCAUGGGACACCCUAAGCCAUUUGACUUGAGAUUUGUUGCUAUUGGAAAUGAAGAUUGUGGCAAGCCUAAUUAUAAGGGAAACUAUCUCAAGUUUUAUGGUGCCAUAAAACACGCUUAUCCAGAUAUUCAAAUUAUCACAAAUUGUGAUGGUUCUCAAAAGCCUUUGGAUCAUCCAGCUGAUCUCUAUGAUUUCCAUAUUUACACAACUUCCAAGGAUAUGUUUUGGAAGAAUAGCAAGUUCGAUAACGUAGCACGGUCUGGUCCAAAGGCAUUUGUUAGUGAGUAUGCUGUGUGGAGGGGAGAUGCUGGAAAUGGAACCCUUUUGUCUGCAGUGGCCGAAGCUGCAUUCCUUAUUGGACUAGAAAGAAAUAGUGACAUUGUCCAAAUGGUCAGUUAUGCACCUCUCUUUGUGAAUGCAAAUAACAGGAGGUGGACACCGGAUGCAAUUGUAUUUGACUCUUACCGGCAUUAUGAAACCCCUAGUUAUUGGCUUCAACGUCUUUUCACUACUUCAAGUGGAGCCACUUUGCUUAAUUCAACACUUGAAACUUCUUCUGAUCGAAUUGUUGCAUCAGCAAUUGAGUACACAAAUACUGCAGAUAAGAAGAAUUACUUGAGAAUGAAGGUGGUAAACUUUGGAAGUGACCCAGAAAACUUGAGAUUUUUUGUUAGUGGGUUGAAUGUCCAGCCAUCUGGAGCAACAAAGACAGUGCUCACGGGGCCUAACGUGAGAGAAGAGAAUUCCUUUGAAGAACCAAACAAGAUUGCACUACAACAAACUUCACUUCAUCAUGCCAGCGGAAAUGUGAAUGUUGUACUUGCUCCUUAUUCAGUAACAUCAUUCGAUUUAUUAUUAAAGUAGACAAUAUGUAGAGAGCUCUUAAUUAGAGAUGUUCUUUUUGUUA